AUGGGUGGGUUUCGUCAUGGUGAUUUAGUAGAAGUAAGCAGUACAGAAGAAGGAUUCUUGGGUUCGUAUUUCGAAGCAAGAAUAAUCAAGCAAACGGAAAAAGAUGAGUUCUUAGUUGAAUACACCAAAUUAUACGAAGAAGAUAAUGAGAAGUGCUUGCUCAGAGAAGGUGUGCCUCGCAGUGAAAUUAGACACAUGCCCCCUAAUUUUAAAGCAUCAUAUUUCAAUAUAAGUGAUCCAGUUGAUGUUUUCUGCAAGGAUGGGUGGUGGUAUGGGAUAAUUACAGGUCGAGUUCCUAUUAGAAGCAAGCUGACUGGUGAAGAUUGUUCUACAUAUUCUGUAUACUUUCCUUUGUCAGGGAAGAAAUCGAAUACUGCAAGUGGGAAUUAA
Molecule: messenger RNA, 390 nt
Organism: Papaver somniferum (opium poppy)
Lineage: Eukaryota; Viridiplantae; Streptophyta; Magnoliopsida; Ranunculales; Papaveraceae
Exons: 1
Coding region: 1-390 (129 amino acids)
Source: RefSeq, a predicted model, not a curated record